Molecule: messenger RNA, 4414 nt
Organism: Phycodurus eques (leafy seadragon)
Lineage: Eukaryota; Metazoa; Chordata; Actinopteri; Syngnathiformes; Syngnathidae
Product: leucine-rich glioma-inactivated protein 1-like
Exons: 9
Coding region: 386-2038 (550 amino acids)
Biological process (GO): myelination
Molecular function (GO): protein binding
Source: RefSeq, a predicted model, not a curated record
GCUUCAGCGACUUCCCGCUGUCCGAGGUCGAGCUCAUCAUGUGCGGCGUCCGCUGCUUCUUCGAGUUGUGGGUGGUCGAGAAGUUUAAAGUCCCGGCAGAGCUGAUUCACCACAGAGAUGACACCUCCUCCUCUUCCUCCUCCUCCUCCUCUUGCGCUCAAACCAUAAGGCGUGGUUUUUACUCGGAUGGAGAUGCGAGCUCCGUCUGCUCCCGCUGGGAUCCCCCACCUGCGCCCGUGCACACUGCGCUCCCGCUUUUAAGUGAGUACGCCGCAUUAUAUUCCGCUUCAUUUUUGCUCGAUCCUCACCACUGAGGAGAGGCUCGUCUCGCGGGUAAACAAGCGGCUGCGACGGCGCUGGUGGUGGCGGAGGAGGAGAGCGGCUGAUGCGCGGAGGAGGAGGACCCGGGAGGAGGAUGGCAUCCCCGUGGCUCGUCGUGCUCGCGCUGGCGCUGGCGUGCGCGGGGCCGCCGCAAGUGCACUGCAAGCGGGCCAGGCAGCCGCGAUGCCCCGCGUCCUGCACAUGCACCAAAGACAACGCGCUGUGCGAGAGCACCGGCCUCAUCCCCAGAGCCUUCCCGCCUGAUGUUAUCUCACUGUCUUUCGUCAAGUCCGAAUUCACAGAGAUCCCCAAGGAGAGCUUCAUCCACACGCCCGUCCUGCACCUCCUCCUCUUCACAGCCAAUAACCUGGAGAGCAUUGACGAGGACGCUUUCCUCGGCCUUCCUCAUUUGGAGUAUCUGUUCAUCGAAAACAACCAGAUCAAUUCCAUAUCGCCGUACGCUUUCCGAGGACUGAAAACCUUAGUGCAUCUGAGUCUGGCUUACAAUAAUCUUGAGACCCUCCCCAAAGAUUUGUUCAAGGGCCUGGAAGCCGUGACAAAAGUAGACCUGCGAGGGAACCGGUUCACGUGCGAUUGUAAGCUAAAGUGGUUGGUGGAGUGGAUCUACGGCACCAACGCCACAGUGGAUCAGAUCUACUGCAAAGGCCCGUCGGCACUGCAGGACAAGAAGAUCAACGACCUCGUGCCGCAGUCCUUCGACUGCAUCACCACAGAGUUCGCUUCAUACCAGUCCCUCAAGUUUGAAUCCAUAUCCGUGGAGGCCUUUACCUUCGGCGAAGAUCAGUAUGUGGUCUUUGCUCAGCCCUUCAUCGGCAAGUGUAACUUCAUGGAGUGGGACCACGUGGAGAUGGUCUUCAGGAACUUUGACGACAUUGACAGCACUUCCACGGUGAUCUGCAAACCUCUGGUGAUCGACAACCAGCUCUUCAUCAUCGUGGCUCAGCUGUUCGGCGGCUCGCACAUCUAUAAGCGGGACAGCUCGGCCAACAAGUUCAUCAAGCUCCAAGGGAUCGACAUCCUCAAGAUCCGCAAGCCCAACGACGUGGAGACAUUCCGCAUCGACGGAGAGUCCUUCUUUGCCAUCGCCGACAGCUCCAAGGCCGGCUCCACCACCAUCUACAAGUGGAACGGCAACGGCUUUUACUCGCACCAGUCACUCCACCCCUGGUACCGCGACACCGACGUGGAAUACAUGGAGAUCUCCUCCAAGCCUCACCUCGUCCUGUCCAGCAGCUCCCAGAGGCCCGUCAUCUACCAGUGGAACAAAGGCACCAAGCUCUUCGAGCGGCGCACCGACAUCCCCGAGAUGGAGGAUGUCUACGCCGUCAAGCAUUUCCAGGUCAAGUCGGACCUCUUUCUCUGCCUGACGCGCUUCAUCGGCGACUCCAAGGUGAUGCGCUGGGACGGCGCCCUCUUUCGCGAACUACAGACGGUGCCGUCGCGCGGCUCCAUGGUGUUCCAGCCCUUCGCGGUGGGCAGCUGGCAGUACGCCAUCCUGGGCAGCGACUACUCCUUCACUCAGGUGUACCGCUGGGAUGCCAAGAAAGGCGAGUUCGUCCACUUCCAGGAGCUCAACAUCCAGGCGCCGAGGGCCUUCUCGCCCGUCUCUAUCGACAACCGUCAGUUCCUGCUGGCUUCCAGUUUUAAAGGGAAAACGCAGAUUUACGAGCAUCUGGUCAUCGACCUGAGCAACUGAGCGCUACGAAAACGGGUAUACGUAUGCCUAGAUGACAGCUGAUGCUAUCUUGAGAAAAGCAUGCAUUAUUAUACUAUGUGCUCUCUUUUCAAAGUGUGUAAAAGUAUUGGGACAUGUUGGUCAGCGUUCUAAUCAAGUUUUUGUGGUCACGCUCCUUUUGGAAAUACCAGUCGCCGGAGAUAUUUUCAGUUAGCAACAUGAAAUUUGGUAGACUUGUCUAUUAUGAGUAGACCUCCCAAAAAGUCUUAAAGACGGCAAAUGUGAAAACACACAUUUGCCGACAGACAUUGUCAGACAUUUUGGUUUGAGGUGACCAUUUCAGGGUCAUUUUGGCUAUUUCCAGGAGUGCUUCAAAAAUGAACAUGAACGACACAUUUGUCCGAUUCCUACCAAAUUGAAAUCACGGCACAUGUACUCCCGGGUGGAAAAAGCUCCGUUGGCACCACUAGUAAACAAAACCUUUCAUGUCACUGACCACAGCGAUUGAGAAAACACAGUAAAUGGCUCGAAAUACAAUUUUUGCCUUCUAGUUUGAAUGUGUUAAGUGUCAGUCAAAAUAAAGAUGUUACGUAAAGUAAAUUGCUUAGUGGGGAGACGGGACGCCGUCCAUAAUUUAUAUUUCAACAGGUAAUUCGGACAUAGUUAUCAUGAACAUUGAGCAAAUGGUUAAUUAACUGACUUACCUUGCUAGGACUGACGAUGAAAUUGAUAGCAUGCUGUAGAACUGGAGCCAAAAAGUCUCAAGAACCAUCGCCUAAGAAGACAUAAGAAGUCAGCCAUUUUGGUUUGUGGUUGCCAUUUUGACAAUUUCCAGGGAUCCUUCACAAAAAAAAAAAGAAAAAAUUGUCCUCGAGAUUUUGUCCGAGUACUACGAAACUUGAACUACCUACUCUAAAACGUCCAGGAGCACCACCCCGGAGGAGUUACAAAAUAUCGGCUCCUGCCGCUAUUGUGAGCGAUUGACACAAAAUCCUGCAUGUUCACGAUGACGGGACGCAUGGAAAUCAAGAGAGAAAAUAAACUGAAACUCACAGGUAGUUAGCCACUUUUGUUGUUUUUCGGUGAUUAUGCCAUUUCCCUGGGUGUCCCAAUACUUUUUUCCCCUCAAAUUUUAUUUUACGAGGAUCCAGGUUGGGCUCAAUGUAUGCAUCUCAAGCUCGAAUCAGACUUCAUGCGUGAUCAAGCCAUCCGUGCAUCAUCGUCCACAAAUCCAGAAUGUGCAUUAAAACGUGUUUUUCACCAUCAGCCAUACAUGCAUUACGUUUGUACGCUCAUGUAUUUACAAAGUAAUGCUCACUUGGAACGUUUGAACCAAUCUGCCAGAAAAUAAAUGUUUACAUUUUUUUCAGACUCAAAUUUGUAAAAAAAAAAAAAAAAAAAAAAAAACAAUCUAAAAAAAAAUGAAGCUUUUGUAAGGGGUAACAGCAGUUAGAUUGAUAUUUAAAGAGACCUGCCUUUCUCUCCUUGUACAUUUUAAUCAUGAAUGUUUGUAUUUUUAAACUAUUGAUGAUGAUACCGUUUUUCAGGAGCACCCGACUUGACACUAUUUUCACAACCUAAAAUUGAGGUUUGACUCGCUUCCGUCUGUCAUGUGUGCAAACUGCAUUGUAACUAACAAUCUUUUUUCCCCCCAUUCUUUUCUCAUUGAAUUGAUCCGUUUUCCUGCUAUGAAUUUAUGAAUUGUAGCAGCAGCUAUGACAGUGUCAUGGUGAGGAUGACAUCAUCACCGGCUAACCUUGUGCUAUUUCAAUAAAAGCUUCAAUCACAGACAGUCUCGUGUGAGCCUGCGGCAUGCGCCACAGUUUCUAUUGUUAUUCGUCAUUAAGAAUUCUGUGCCAUUUACUAACUGUCUUGAAGCAACUACCGUGUACAAAUACUUGAGUCCAGAAAGCAUAACAAUAGACAUCCCCAUUUCAAAUUGUAAUUAUAUUGUUUAAUCUUAAUCGCUGAAACAUGUUGAAAGUCAGAUUAUCCAUCUAAUCAAUCAGAUUAUCAAUAUUGCAGUCUCAAGCCUUCUGACAGUAGUGUUGACUAUCCAAAACAUAGUUAGUCAGCUGCAUCUUAUAUUUUAACUUGCCCAACCGAGUGAACCAUGUUUACCUAUUUGAAGAAUAACAGAGCAUUGUGUACUAGACAGAUUGUCAGUGGAGUCCACCCUUGAGAUGUUUACAUAGGCCUAGCAACGUGGACCCCAACCCAUAAUCCAUCACUCCCAUCCCCGACGUCCUGGGACAUCGGGAGGAUCGACGUGCUCUACGGCUGUUAAAACAACAUUUGUCAUCUCUUCCCUCUAUUAAUCACUUUGGUGCAGAGUCAAGUUGUAACGCAUCUGUGAGUUGUAGCAGCACUUCCGACGGGGGACAUCAUUGACUAGCA